This is a messenger RNA of Fusarium pseudograminearum CS3096, 1110 nucleotides long. RefSeq lists its product as uncharacterized. The record is from RefSeq and is a predicted model, not a curated record. Lineage: Eukaryota; Fungi; Ascomycota; Sordariomycetes; Hypocreales; Nectriaceae. The transcript has a single exon. Bases 1 to 1110 code for a protein of 369 amino acids. Gene Ontology annotation, molecular function: NADPH dehydrogenase activity; FMN binding.
AUGACACGAAUCACGACUCCAAUCAACAUCGGCCGAUGCGCCUUGAAACACCGCGUCCUCAUGGCGCCAUUAACAAGAUUGAGAGCCGACAACCAUGUACCCUUGGAUGUAAUGGUUGACUAUUACUCGCAAAGAGCUUCAGUGCCAGGAACUCUACUCAUCACUGAGGCAACAUUUAUCUCGGAAAAAUCACGAGGUCGUGAUGAGCAUGCGCCUGGGAUAUAUACUCGCGAACAAGUCGAUGCUUGGAAACGCGUAACAGAUGAAGUCCACAAGAAGGGCUCAUUUAUCUACAUGCAGCUUUGGCAUGUCGGGAGAGCUGCGAAACAGGAUGUCCUGGAUAAGGCUGGCUUGGAAAUGGUCAGCAGUAGUGAUAUCCCUAUCGGUGCUGAAUACCCCAAGCCUCGGCCCUUGACGGAAGACGAGAUCUGGGAAAGCAUCAAGUCCUUCGCCACUGCAUCUCGAAACGCAAUUGAAGCUGGUUUCGAUGGCGUUGAGAUUCAUGCUGCCAAUGGAUAUCUCAUCGACCAAUUCACCCAGGAUGUCUGCAACAAACGAACCGACAAAUGGGGAGGAAGUGUCGAAAAUCGCUCACGGUUCUGCAUCGAAGUAGCAAAGGCCGUGUCGAAAGAAAUUGGGCCGGACAGGACAGGCAUCCGAUUGUCGCCUUUCAGCACCUUCCAAGGCAUGAGGAUGGAAGACCCGGAACCACAAUUCGCACACCUCAUUUCCGAGCUGAAGCCCCUGGGCCUAGCUUACCUCCACCUGAUCGAACCCCGGAUCGCCGGAAACAUGGACAAAGUGGUGGACGACGAUAAAGAGAGCCUCGACUUUGCUUUGGGUGUUUGGGCGAGAUCAGGACCUGUUGUUCUUGCUGGCGGAUACACAGCCGAAAAGGCAAACGAAGCGCUGGAGACGCGAUUUAAGGAUGAAGCAGUAGCAUUUGCUUUUGGGAGACACUUCAUUUCCAAUCCCGACUUGCCUUUUAGACUUGCCAAUGAUGUUCCUCUCACUCACUACAAUAGGGACACGUUUUACAAGGUGAAGAGCCCCGAUGGAUAUACAGAUUAUUCCUACAGUGAGGCAUGGAUAGAACAACAAAGAGUUUAG